AUGUCGUCAUGGAACGACGCUUGGGAUCGUGGCAAACAAAUGGUCGGGGAGCCACUGGCCAAAAUGACUGCAGCUGCAUCGUCGGUCACGUCCGCUGCAACGGCGACAUCUGCAGCACCUCAACAAAUGCAAGAAGAAUCAAAUGAGAAUCCGAUGCGAAUGCACUCGAACAAAGUUCUCCAAUUCGUCGAACAAACUUGGAUUGGAAAAUGUCGAAAACGCUGGCUUCUUGCUAUUCUUGCCAAUAUGGGAUUCAUGAUUUCCUUCGGUAUUAGAUGCAACUUUGGAGCCGCCAAAACGCAUAUGUACAAGAAUUAUACGGAUCCAUGGGGCAAGGUUCAUGUGAGUGAAUUCAACAAAAUUCAGAUGCACGAAUUUAACUGGACAAUAGAGGAGCUUAGUGUAAUGGAGAGUUCGUAUUUCUAUGGUUACUUGGUCACUCAGAUUCCCGCUGGAUUUCUUGCUGCCAAAUUUCCACCCAAUAAAUUAUUCGGAUUUGGAAUCGGUGUUGGUGCAUUUCUAAACAUUCUUCUUCCGUAUGGUUUCAAAGUGAAAAGUGAUUAUCUUGUGGCGUUCAUUCAAAUUGCUCAAGGAUUGGUUCAGGUGAGACGCUAA
Messenger RNA from Caenorhabditis briggsae, 615 nucleotides. The transcript is spliced from 5 exons. Gene Ontology annotation, molecular function: L-glutamate transmembrane transporter activity; neurotransmitter transmembrane transporter activity. Bases 1 to 615 code for a protein of 204 amino acids. The record is from RefSeq and is a predicted model, not a curated record. NCBI's taxonomy places the organism in Eukaryota, Metazoa, Nematoda, Chromadorea, Rhabditida, Rhabditidae. Gene Ontology annotation, biological process: regulation of synapse structure or activity; neurotransmitter loading into synaptic vesicle; transmembrane transport. Gene Ontology annotation, cellular component: excitatory synapse; synaptic vesicle membrane.